ACAAUGCCUCCUAGCCGACAGGAAGUUCUUUAUGGUGCUGCAGGAACUGUAGGGGGCGCCAUUGCAGUAUGGCGUACUCUGUUUCCAUGGAUCAGGGACGAUUUUACCACCAUGUUAGGGACAAAGAAAAUUAGUGAUAGAACUAAUCAAGACCUAAUUAAUGAAGUGUACCUUAUUGAUAGGUUCGAAAAACAUGCAAAGCAGCACCCCAAAAAGGUGUUUCUGUAUUUCGAGGACAAAGAGUAUAGCUAUGAACUAGUUAACGCCAUGGCAGAUAAGAUUGCAAAUAUUGUCCUUUCUCUGAACCUAACACCUGGUGACACCGUGGCAGCUAUGAUACAGAAUGAACCAUCCUUUGUCUGGACGCUUCUUGGUCUACAGAAAAUUGGUAUGGUGGAUGCCUUCAUCAACUACCACUUAACAGCAGAGCCUCUUCUUCAUUCCAUACGGGCUAGUAAUGCCAAAGUCAUCAUUGUUGGCUCAGGUAUAGGAAUGGUAUUCAAACCAAUCGUGUGA
Molecule: messenger RNA, 516 nt
Organism: Pecten maximus
Lineage: Eukaryota; Metazoa; Mollusca; Bivalvia; Pectinida; Pectinidae
Product: long-chain fatty acid transport protein 6-like
Exons: 2
Coding region: 4-516 (170 amino acids)
Molecular function (GO): long-chain fatty acid-CoA ligase activity; long-chain fatty acid transmembrane transporter activity
Source: RefSeq, a predicted model, not a curated record